CUCCCUUCUUCCUGUUUGAGUUCUGCAGCUGGAAAAAAAAUGGCAGCUGAAACAGGCAAAUACAGGAGUGCUGUGAGCAAAAACAAAGACCCUUCUGGUCUUCUUAUCUCUGUUAUAAGGACUCUGUCCAGCAGCGAUGAUGUGCAGGACAGAGAGACAGAGAAGGGUCGUCUGGAAGAGGCCUUUGAAACCUGCGAUAGAGAUUUGGAUAAACUGAUUGUUCAGCAUUACGCUGAACUCACCACUGCCAUCCGGACCUACCAGAGCAUCACAGAGCGCAUCACCAGCUCCCGCAAUAAGAUAAAACAGGUGAAGGAGAACCUACUGUCUUGCAAAAUGCUUCUCCACUGUAAGAGAGAUGAACUGAGGAAGCUGUGGAUAGAAGGCAUUGAACACAAGCACGUUCUCCAGCUGCUGGAUGAAAUUGAAAGCAUCAAACAGGUUCCUCAGCGCCUCGAGACCUAUAUGGCGAGCAAGCACUACCUUCACGCCACUGACAUGUUGGUGACGGCCGUGGAGUCCCUGGAAGGCCCCUUGUUUCAGGUUGAGGGGCUCGGAGAUCUUCGGCUGGAGCUCAAAAACAAGAAGCUCAACAUCCACUUGGUGCUCAUCGACGAGCUGCACCGUCACCUCUACAUCAAGUCCACCAGUCGCCUCGGACACAAGAACAAGGACAAAAACGCCUCUCGCCUUCCGGGGUCCUUGACUAAAGAUAUAUCUCCGAUGCCUGUUUUGGAAGUGAGCGGCUUGUCAACUCCACGCAAGCUUCUGGACUCUUCACAGUUCAGCACACCUGGAUCCAGCAGUGUGCGCGAGCUGCAGCAGGACAUUCGUGAUCUGAGUCAAGCGGACCUUUCUGAAGUGGAUCCAGAGGAAAACAGCGCUGAGUUCAUGGGAAUACUCAUCAAGGCCCUUGCAAAACUGAAGAAACUUCCUGAUACCACUAAAGCCAUAAUGGAGCGACUGGAGCCCGAGCUGAAACAGAUCGUCAAGAGAUCCACCACUCAGAUAGCGGAUCACGCUUACCAGAGAGGAGAAAACCUGGCGCAGGAGAGCCAGCCGAGGCUGCUGUUGGAACUGCUGGAGCUUCUGUUUGACAAGUUCAAGGCAGUUGCCCAGGCUCACAGUGUGGUGCUGGCCCACAUGCAGCAGAUUGCUGCACACGCUCCAGGUGUGACCCAUGAGGAGAAGAUCAAGCUCUACGAGCAGGCUGAUGUGUCUGCCAAGAUCCAGGCAGUGCUGCAGGUUCUGCUGAUGGAGUAUCUGGAUGUGAAGAACAGCCGUAGUUCCACCGAGCAGUCGGCUCAGCUCUCCUAUGCCAGCACCGGCAGUGAGUUUGCCGCCUUCUUCGCCAAGAAAAGACCCCAGCGUGCCAAACAGUCACUGUUCAAGUUUGAGUCAUCGUCCCACGCAAUCAGCAUGAGUGCCUACCUGAGGGAACAAAGACGAGAACUCUACAGCAAAAGCGGAGAGUUACAAGGUGGUGCUGAUGACAACCUGAUCGAAGGUGGAGAAAUGAAGUUUGUGUGUAAGCCGGGAGCGAGGAACAUCACCGUGAUCUUCCAGCCUCUUUUAAGAUUCAUCCAGGAGAUAGAGAUGAACAUGGGACCCAGCCAAGCCAAGCAGUGCCAGCUCAGAACUUUCCUCACCUACUACAUUAACGACCUUUUCCUUAACCAGGUGCGGACCGAGAUCAACAAGGAAAUCGAAGCGGUCAGUAAGGCUGCUGACCCCUUGAAAAUUCUUGCUAGCGCUGAUACGAUGAAGCUCCUCAGCGUCCAGAGACCUCUGCUUCAGAGCACUGUAGUUGUGGAAAAGUCCAUCCAGGACCUCAUGAGCCUGAUGCAGGAUCUGAGCGCGUACUCCAACCAGUUCCUGGAGAUGGUCUGUGACAAGCUCAAAGAAUACAAGGAGAUCUGCAACACAGCCUAUAGGGGUAUAGUCCAGUGCGAGGAAAAACUAACCAUCAGCUCUUCCUGGGCUAAAGAUGAGGACAUCAGUCGCCUCCUCCAGUCCCUUCCAAACUGGACAAAUAUGGCGCAACCCAGACAGACGAGACAGAAGAGGGAAGACGAAGAGGAUUUUACACGCGCUGCUUUUGCUAAGGAGUCGGAGGUGCUGACGGGGAAUCUGGGAGACAAAUUGAUCCCCCAAAACGAGAUCCUGCGAGACGUCAGCGACCUCAAGGCUCUGGCCAACCUUCAUGAGAGCAUGGAGUGGCUCGCUGGUCGCCUGAGGUCGUUCUUCACCAACCUGCCUCAGAUGUCCAGUGCCUGUCCAUCCACUGCAGACAGCCAGGUGCUUGGUGAGAGCGAACGUAGCAGGGAGCAGAUUCUCCAGACUCUGAGCGAUUUGUCUCGGGGCUUCCAGGAUAUCGCCGAUCGUUGUCUGCUGGUGUUACACCUGGAGGUCAGGGUACACUGUUUCCAUUACCUGAUCCCCCUCACCAAGCAGGGGAACUAUGCUAUUGUGGCCAACGUGGAAAGCAUGGACUACGACCCCCUGGUGGUCAAACUGAAUAAGGACAUCUCAGCCAUUGAAGAAGCCAUGGGAGCCGCCUUGCAGCAGCACAAGUUUCAGUAUAUAUUUGAAGGUCUUGGUCAUCUCAUUUCCUGCAUUCUAAUCAAUGGGGCCCAAUACUUUAAGAGAAUCAGUGAGUCUGGCAUCAAAAAGAUGUGCAGAAACAUCUUUGUCCUUCAACAGAACCUCACCAACAUCACCAUGUCCAGAGAGGCUGACCUCGACUUUGCCAGGCAGUACUAUGAGAUGCUGUACAACACUCCAGAUGAGUUGCUGAACCUGGUCGUGGACCAGGGCGUUCGCUACACAGAGCUCGAGUACAUCAACGCCCUGUCUCUGCUCCACCGCAGUCAGACGGGCGUAGGGGACAUGAGCACCCAGAACGUCCGUCUGCAGAGGCUGAAGGAGAUCAUCUGCGAGCAGGCUGCCAUCAAGCAGGCCUCCAAGGACAAAAAGAUCACCACAGUGUAGCAAGAAAACAGAGGGGAUUACGUUGCCUAGCAUUUUUGUGUUUUGUUACUGUUUCAUGGGAUCUCUUAGAGAGUAAAGAUUGCUUCAGACAUGA
Poecilia reticulata (guppy) is the source of this 3085-nucleotide messenger RNA. It is a transcript of the gene exoc4, whose product is annotated as exocyst complex component 4. The record is from RefSeq and is a predicted model, not a curated record. Gene Ontology annotation, cellular component: synapse; growth cone membrane; exocyst. Lineage: Eukaryota; Metazoa; Chordata; Actinopteri; Cyprinodontiformes; Poeciliidae. Gene Ontology annotation, biological process: exocytosis; Golgi to plasma membrane transport; chemical synaptic transmission.